CUAGUCUCUGAUGUAGAAGAAGAAGCCAAAAAGGAGACACGAUAGCAGACCACUUUUUAUAUGAUUGAACUAUUUGCCUUUUUGGUUUAUUUUAGUGUACUUUCGGAUCAAAUAUAAAGACAGAAAAAAGGUAGUGUCUUUUCGGUGUUUGGGUCACUCUCUCUUUACCCGUGCUCAAGUUCGGUGGCGAUGGUGGUGGGAGAGCAGCGCAAGAAGAUUAUCAUCGAUACUGAUCCUGGAAUCGAUGAUGCAAUGGCGAUAUUCGUGGCUCUGAAGUCACCAGAAGUUGAUGUCAUUGGUCUCACUACUAUCUAUGGCAACGUCUACACCACUCUCGCCACUCGUAACGCCUUGCAUUUGUUGGAGGUUGCGGGUAGGACAGACAUUCCUGUUGCUGAAGGAACACACAAAACUAUCAUGAACGGAACAAAACUUCGAAUUGCUGACUUCGUUCACGGUAAAGAUGGGCUUGGCAACCAAAACUUCCCUCCACCUAAAGGGAAGCCAAUUGAAAAAUCUGCACCUGAGUUCUUAGUUGAACAAGCUAAGCUUCACCCUGGCGAAAUCACUGUUGUUGCUUUGGGACCUUUGACAAAUAUAGCACUGGCUGUUCAGCUUGAUCCUGAGUUUUCCAAAAACGUUGGACAAAUUGUACUUCUUGGUGGAGCAUUUGCAGUAAAUGGAAAUGUAAAUCCAGCAUCAGAAGCUAAUAUUUUUGGUGAUCCAGAAGCUGCAGAUAUUGUGUUCACAUGUGGCGCCGAUGUGAUUGCUGUGGGAAUCAACGUGACUCAUCAAGUUAUCAUGACAGCUGAUGACAGAGACAAAUUGGCAUCAUCGAACGGAAAACUAGCUCAAUACCUAUGUAAAAUCCUUGGUGUGUACUAUUCUUAUCAUCUUGAUGCUUAUGAGAUUGAAGGUGUUUAUCUUCAUGAUCCUACAACAAUACUUGCGGCUUUCCUUCCUUCUCUAUUCACUUAUACUGAAGGAGUUGUUAGAGUACAAACAAACGGUAUCACUAGAGGACUCACUUUACUCUACAACAAUCGAAAGAGGUUUGAGGAAGUGAACGAGUGGUCAGACAAACCAUCGGUGAAAGUGGCAGUGACAGUUGAUGCUCCUGCGGUUUUGAAGCUCAUAAUGGAUAGGCUUAUGGAGUCUUGAUCAUUUGGGUUAUUUACAUCUCUAUUUGAUGUUUGCUCUUCUUGUGAGCCAUUUUCUCUUUUGGUUUUAACACAAUCCAUAUUGAAAUAAGGCUCUUGUUGUUGCAUUUUUUUUUUUUGAACAACUCUCUUAUUGUUGCUUUUUAAACUCAAAAAAUCAUUCUUAUUUUUUGUAUCUUA
Messenger RNA from Raphanus sativus (radish), 1340 nucleotides. RefSeq names its product probable uridine nucleosidase 2. Gene Ontology annotation, cellular component: cytosol. The coding region runs from base 190 to 1161 and encodes 323 amino acids. Gene Ontology annotation, molecular function: purine nucleosidase activity. Lineage: Eukaryota; Viridiplantae; Streptophyta; Magnoliopsida; Brassicales; Brassicaceae. The record is from RefSeq and is a predicted model, not a curated record. The transcript is spliced from 9 exons. Gene Ontology annotation, biological process: purine nucleoside catabolic process.